Messenger RNA from Ilyonectria robusta, 666 nucleotides. RefSeq lists its product as uncharacterized. NCBI's taxonomy places the organism in Eukaryota, Fungi, Ascomycota, Sordariomycetes, Hypocreales, Nectriaceae. The record is from RefSeq and is a predicted model, not a curated record. The transcript has a single exon. Gene Ontology annotation, biological process: proteolysis. Gene Ontology annotation, molecular function: metallopeptidase activity; zinc ion binding. Bases 1 to 666 code for a protein of 221 amino acids.
AUGCUCGAGGUCGACAGCAGCGCCCUGCUCGCGGUACCUCAAUCCAAGUACACUUGCGUGACCCAAGAGGGACUGCCGGUAGGCCCUGCCAACACCUCUGACCCCCUUUCCAUUUGGAUUGGCUGGGGCGGCUCCAUCCCGCGCUGGAAGAAGGGCCAGGUAAUCCAGUUCGCGGCCCUAGAGCGAGGUUAUCCUACGUCAAGCCACGCCAUCUUCUCCGCGUACAAGCUCAACGAGGCCGCCAUCCAGUGGAACAGCCUCAACAUCGGAGUCACCUUCAAGUGGGUCUCUAAAGUGAAGGACGCCGCCUUCGUGCUCGCCUACGGUGGCGACAAAGGAUCGGUUCUCGCCAGGGCCUUCUUCCCCAACUCCAACGACCUCAACACACUCUUCGUGUACCAGAAGGCUUUCGACACUGCCAUCAGCCCAUACCAGACCAACAUCUUCCUUCAUGAGCUUGGUCAUGUGCUGGGGCUGCGCCAUGAGUUCGCUGCCCAGGAGGGUGGUGCGGUGCCGUUCGGACCGACCAACCCGCGCUCUGUCAUGAGCUACACUUUCCCGCCCAACAUUCGCGACUCGGAUGAGGCGAGCACCAAGGCGUUUUAUAAUUAUACACAGCCGACCAUUGGCGGUUUACGGAUUGUUGACUGGAUUCCCGACAACUGA